AUGCAAAGCGACCAACACCACUUACUCCCUUUUCCCAAUCCUCCAUUCACAUCAUUCUUUGGUCAAAAUGUUGACUUUCAACCCUCGAAAAUCUGCCCGAGAAAUUUCAUUAUCUUUGACCGGACCGAUAACCGUAGUCAGAUAAUGUACCACCCGUCGGUUCCCGUUCCCGCCCCGGGUUACAUCCAUGUAACGCGGAAUGAUGAAAAUGCCCCUAGAGAAGUUGAAUCAGUUAUGAAAGAAGAUUCAGCGGAUAUCGAUAUAUUAAUGAGUUUUGAAGAUGAAGAAGAUGAAGGGGAAGAAGGGUAUGAAGAGGAGGAAGAGGUUAGUACUGCCCGAACGCAUGGAAAUGACGAAAUUGACACUGCGGAUUCUUGCUCUUCGAGGCUGCCCGGAAAGGGCUCGGGCAGGGGCAGCGGGCUUGGUUUAUCGAUGGCUUCUUGUAAAUCGAGUGGUGUUAGCGACAGAAAGCGUCGCGAAAUGAAGAAGAUGGUGGAUUCAUUGAGAGGAAUUGUGCCGAAUAGUAAAAGAAUGAGUACUGUUGAUGUACUUGAUGAGGCUGUCAAGUACUUAAAAACACUUAAAGUUGAAUUGCAGAAUGUAAGCGUCGCGAAUAUGAAAAAUUGA
Molecule: messenger RNA, 627 nt
Organism: Lactuca virosa
Lineage: Eukaryota; Viridiplantae; Streptophyta; Magnoliopsida; Asterales; Asteraceae
Source: the annotation of a GenBank genome assembly